ACUGCAUCUCCGCUCACACAACAAUGUCCUUCACGUCAACAUUACGACAGCUGCCCUCGCGGCAAAUAGGCCUAUGGACAUGUUCAGCAUGCUCCCGUCCGCUCGCCAGGAUACUACGCGCCCACAAUCCCGUCUCCGCUGUGCAAAAAUGCUUAAACACUACAAGAGCUGCGCAACAUGGCACCGUACCGCGAAUGGACCAAAUGCACGCGCAAUACAAAAUGAAAAACAGAACUGUCAUGAAUUAUGUAUUUAGUGUAAUAGUCGGUUUCGUAGCUCUAUCAUACGGCUCUGUACCCAUGUACAAAAUGAUCUGUCAACAAACUGGCUGGGGCGGCCAACCCAUCAAGUCCGCCGCGCACGGCGGCGAUUCCAGCAUCGACCCCGCCGAGCGCCUCAAACCAGUAACCAACCACCCCCGCAUCCGCAUAACCUUCAACGGCUCCGUCUCCGACGUGCUCCCUUGGAAAUUUGUGCCGCAGCAACGCGAAGUCCGCGUCCUCCCCGGCGAAACGGCACUGGCUUUCUACACGGCGACGAACAAGUCGCCCGAGGACAUCAUCGGCGUGGCGACGUACUCUGUUACGCCCGGCCAGGUUGCCCCGUAUUUCAGCAAGAUCCAAUGUUUUUGCUUCGAAGAGCAGCGGUUGAAUGCGGGGGAGACGGUGGAUAUGCCUGUUUUCUUUUACAUCGACCCGGAGUUCGUUACCGAUCCGAAUAUGAAGGGGAUUGAGACUGUGACGCUGAGUUACACGUUUUUCAAGGCAAAGUAUGACAAGGAUGGGCAUUUGAGACCCGUGCCUAUGGCUUGAAGAAAUGAUUUCAUUUUAUGUUUUUUUUCUUUUCUAUAAGAAAAUGAUUUUGUAUGAUAUGUAUUUGUACAGUAUCUUGCUUCUCUGCUAUUAGAGUGGUGUACAAGUCAUGGUUUCUCUGCUAUCAGAGUGGUGCACACGUCACUUGGUUGUCGAACUCUCUACUUCUGUCAGAGUAGUCUACAAGUCACUAGAUAUCAGACCGAAGUGAUCAUAGUACUCUCUCUUCCCC
Messenger RNA from Bipolaris maydis ATCC 48331, 1044 nucleotides. RefSeq names its product cytochrome c oxidase assembly protein CtaG/Cox11-domain-containing protein. The record is from RefSeq and is a predicted model, not a curated record. Lineage: Eukaryota; Fungi; Ascomycota; Dothideomycetes; Pleosporales; Pleosporaceae. Gene Ontology annotation, cellular component: mitochondrial inner membrane. Gene Ontology annotation, molecular function: copper ion binding.